AUGGCGGGAGGCAAUGUUGAGAAAGGCAAUCGCUACAUUGCGGCCUUGGAGCUGGCGCGCAGCCAGGGAAAAUGGGACGAAGUCCCCGAAUUGAUUCGAAAAGUGACAAAGCAUGCUGCUCAGCGAAUUUGUGUGAUCCAGACCGCAACGGCGGAAUCGCGAGUGAUCGUGUAUUUGCAACACAAGGCUGGUGCCGAAACCACUAAGCCCUCUCCGAACCUCCUCGAGCUGAUUCCAGCGCUGUUGACAACCAUCGGAAACAACGACGGGAGCCCGCAAGAGAUCCUACAAGCGCAGGUCUGUUUGGGAUGGAUCCAUUGGGCGUUGAACGAACCGGCAUUGGCCGCGGCGCGUCUCCCCAAGGACUUUGCGGCGACAGUCUCCAGCCUCACCAGCGAAGGCAACGCUCUAACCCCCUGGACGGAGGUGUGUCUGGUGAAGGGAUGUUAUAUCAAGGCAACUGCCCAGUCGACUGUGGGAGGAAUCGACGAGACCCUAGAUACAUUCGCCUCUCUCGAACCGUGGCUUAGUAGUGGGAAGCAGGCAUCAGUCGCCAAUGCACAGUUCCAGAAUUGGUCCGAAAACCUUCUCGGGAAAGGCGCUCUGAUGGCAAGCAAGGAGGCUAGCAAAAACUCACCAUACUCAAACCCCAGGCAUGUGGAAAUUGCGCUGCGGCUAUUCCGGCAGUGGGCUGUCCAUCCGGCGGUCAAACAGGAAUUUGCCAUGCAAAAGUCGACCGCCUCAGAUCUUUCCACCCCGAUUUCGAGAACAUCACUAUGGAACUCUUACUAUGGGUUUCUGACAACAGUCCUCCAGGAUAAUCUGACAUAUCCUCCUCCCUCUGCCGACGGGCCAGGACGCCCCCAACAAGCUGCCGAGCUGCGUCGUAUAGAAACAAUCUGCGAGAGCAACUUGCUCCGUGAGGUGAAGUUCCCGACGGCCAGUUCCGGAAACUCGCAGGUGGAAGAAUGGGUUGAGCGCGUUAUCAGCAACUGGGAGAUUAUCUGCGGGCCGCAUUGGCAAGAUGACGAUCUUGGAGAAGGGGGUCAGAAUGCGGCAAGCCGCAAUGUACUAGAAAUGCUGUACCGUGCGGCCACCAAGACUUACCACUCCCAUCUGAUCCUUCGACGGCUGUUUCACGUUCACGCUGCCUUAGCAGAUUUUGAUCUUGCCAUCCAGGCUUUCGACUCUUAUAUUGAAAUCGUUACCGGGGCCAAGGACCGAGCAGAAAAAUCCGCGGAGUAUGGAGAGCUGGAGAGAGACGAGAUCUUCCUGCAAACUCUUUCAGAGGGUGUUAUGCUCUUGAGCUGCCUUGGGUCGUUCGAAGAAGCCGAAAAGGCCAAAAAUAUAACGGCGCUGAUUCGAGAGUAUAUUAGCAAGCACGUCACGGAUCAGGCCAAUGGCGAGGCCAACGGUAAAUUAAUGCUCUCAGACGACCCGGAUUCGCCCAGAGCACCAGAUGUUUCUCUCUUUGUGCUUGCCACCGCCUACAGAGCAGUCGGUGUCGGUCUUGCCAACUGGGCCAGCUGGACGCCGAUGAACGAGUCCAGGGACGAUAUCCGAGCAGAGGCGAUUGAGUUUCUGGAGAAAAGUAUUUCCCCAGAUCUGGGGAACGCCUUGAACAAUUCCUCUAUUUACACGCUUGCCCUUGUUUUGGCCGAGAACAGAGAUAUUGAUAGCGCGAUUGACUAUGUCAAAUCCGCGUUGUCCUCAGAAACCUCGUCUAAUGUGCCAACGCAAGGUCUUCACAAGGAGCGUGACCUGGUUUCUCUGUGGCAUUUACUUGCACUCCUGCUAAGUGCCAAGCAUGAAUUCGAUAUUGCUGAGCAUUCAUGUGAAGCCGCAUUCGAGCAAUUUCCCCGGGAAGUCUUUUCGACGCACCAACGUGAAAGACGGAAUUCAAGGCAUUCGCAUCAUGCUAAGGAUUCCACUGGGCGCUCUGUGAUCAGCCAAUUGCAAGGCCGAGAGAAAGAGCGCAUCAUUCAGACCCGUAUCACACAGCUCGCAUUCGUUGAGAUUCUCGAGGGUCCAGAGGCAGCUGUCAAUCAGAGCGAGCAGUUGCUCAGUCUUUUUGGCUCUUUGUUCCAUGAUCUGAAUCUUGAGGUCGAAGAAAGCAAGACUGGCAAGCAAGAACAUUUGAUUCCACCCAAGACUUCAGGCACGACAAGAAGCUUCCGAGGGAGCAUCUUCCAUCGAAACCGAGCAUCCCAGAUGCCAGAUCGACGAACCGAUCGCUCUGCAAGUCCAACCGUGCCACCGAUCCCCACGGCCCCGAACGGCCAAACUAACGGCACAGAGGCGCCUUCAAUUCAGGUCACAGAUGAAGAUCGCCACAACCGUCAUGAGCGUUCUGCUCUGGGGCGCUCAGAUUCAAAGAAAUUGCGGAAGCGCAGCCUUAGUGCCCAGAGGAACGAAAGGCCACGGACUUCAGAGCCACCACUUCCCAACGGGGCAAGCGACUCUCUUGAUAUGGUUGGCAUCGCAGUGUCGGGGAAUACAACACCUGUGUCAGCAACUCACUCCCCGGUUGCCAAACAACCAUUGCGUCCUAUUGGUCAUAAUUUCAGUCACACGCAACAACCAGCUCCAGUCGGCCAUGAGAAGCAACCUCCAGAGCAGGAUGUGCGGCUUUCAGUCUCCCACCGGUUCAAUUCGCCGACUAAUGCCAUUACUAAAUUUUCUAUGGUUCAAAGCCAGAAGUACGCUCUCGGCCUUCUGGUCAAUAUCUGGCUGAUUAUCGCCGGUCUCUAUCGUCGGGCAUCUCUCUUCGAUGAUGCUCGUGAGGCAUGCGAAGAGGCUUCCAAACAAGCCGGGCGAGUCGAGACACUUGUCGCGUCACAGGAGUCUUCGGCUCGAUCUUUCAACAAACGCGGCUGGGGUGCCGCAAAGAGCUCCGAGGAGCUUUGGGCCGACGUCUACGCCGAACAGGGUCUCUUGGCACAGGCUCAGUCCAAGCCGCGGGAGGCAAUCAAGCAUUUUGAAGAAGCGCUCCUCCGCAAUCCCAACCAUCCGACGGCAACUAUCGCGCUUGCGAACCUCCUCCUGGACAUAUGGGACCAGACGAUGUCUCCGGAGCCUGUCAACGAAGACGCCGAUAUCAACCUGUCCCGUCUGUCAUUGCUCGCGGAUACUCCUAAGCCCAAGAGCGCGAAAGCCAUCUCAAUCGACGAGCUUAAAGCAAUCGAUACGGUGCAAGAUCCUCCACCCGCCAACGCUGCCUCCUCCGCCCACGACGUCGACCCCAAGCUCCUGCACCGUCUGGCCGCUCGGGAUCGGGCAUAUGGCCUGCUCUCGUCCCUGACCAAGCUCGGCAGCUCGUGGGACAACUCCGAGGCGUGGUAUGCGCUAUCACGGGCCUACGAGGCCGGCGACCAGAUCGACAAAUUGAAGUCGGUUCUCUGGUGGUGCAUUGAGCUCGAAGAUCGGCGCCCUAUUCGGCAUUGGUCGAACAUUGGAUCUGGUCUGUAUGUGCUCUAA
Molecule: messenger RNA, 3477 nt
Organism: Penicillium lagena
Lineage: Eukaryota; Fungi; Ascomycota; Eurotiomycetes; Eurotiales; Aspergillaceae
Exons: 5
Coding region: 1-3477 (1158 amino acids)
Molecular function (GO): protein binding
Source: RefSeq, a predicted model, not a curated record